Messenger RNA from Trypanosoma rangeli, 1719 nucleotides. RefSeq lists its product as uncharacterized. The record is from RefSeq and is a predicted model, not a curated record. The transcript has a single exon. The coding region runs from base 1 to 1719 and encodes 572 amino acids. NCBI's taxonomy places the organism in Eukaryota, Euglenozoa, Kinetoplastea, Trypanosomatida, Trypanosomatidae.
AUGCAAAAUGGCAUUAGAGAGCGACAAGCAAAACAACACUUUUUGCGGCGAAGAACGGUCAGGCGACAGGCCGAAGACGUCAUUGGGCCGCUGGAAGAACACGAUGUGAACACACACGUGACCAAGCGCAAAAUCCCUUCUCAAAGGCAGUGGCGUCAGAGCUGCGAUAGGGACACAGCGCAGUCGAUACCGCUCCAGCAAGGCACAGAAACACGGCACGAGGCAGGAACUGCCUCAAACGAUGACGUUCGACGUGUAAAUCCACUAGACUCGCUGUGUGCGAUAACAGUGGUUUCGAUUGGAGGCUCCGACUCCGAUGAGGAUAAAGUAGGCGAAGGUGAAAGUAGAGAUGGACACAACAGUCUCGCACAGGAGGCAAUACCUGCGCGGCGUACGACCGAGGCGGCUCAUAGGAAGAGUGGCUUCAAGCGGAAGUUGCUGCCCUCCAGGAUGUCGUCACCACCUUCACGGUUCCCAGCGUUUCUUCCUCCUCAGGGCGGAGUACGCCCCGGCCGACUCCAGCAGCGGCAGCAUAUUUGUCAACGGGGACGGAAGGGGGAUCUGUUUACGGAAGAGGAGUCGAGUGUAUUUGCUGCACUUGCCGCCGUUGACGAGGACAACGGUCACGGCGACAAGAUGGACGACAGCGGUGGGUACGAGGAUGAGUCAGUCGUGGUGUGCCCUUUUCGACUUAUGGGUGGCUGUCUGAAGGGGCAGCACACGCAGCGAGAGCUGCUGUCAAACCAGACCAUUUACUCCCACCUAAUGUCACUGGCUGGUCUUGUGCAUGAGCUACGCACCGAGCAACGCAUCACGGUGAAGGAGUGCCAGCGACUGCAUCUGCUAGUAGCGUCACAGCGAAUGACGAUUGAACGACUGGAGAAAUGUAUUUUGUCCCAGACUACCGCUCCUGGCGGCUUCCCGCACCCUGAAGUCGCGCUCCGGCAUGAAAUGCGCUCCACGGUCUCGCGGAACACUGCUGGUGGAAACACUGAGAAUAAUACGGUGCCGGAAACAAAGCCGUUGAACACUCGUAAGCUUCACGUUCAAGGCGGAUCGUUUGCACAACACGUACGACGCCGCACCUCCAUGACCACACCUGUUUUUGUAUCGGGUGAGACGCAGGUGGCCGAGAAUGGGGGCAGUCUUGUUGGUGACGAAGAGAAGCGGGCCGGAGAUGCAAAACAUAUGGCUGAAAAAGUAGGCACCCCCACGGAAAUGUCGCGAUCAGCGUUGAAUGUAUCACAGCUGAAUGAGACACGUGGGGCAUCCGGAGCCGGUGCGACUAAGCACACUGGCGGGAACCGGUGGCUGAAAUCAUCAAGCUGGCGGGCGUAUACAAUACGAGAACAAAUCGAAAGCCACGAGGCCGCUGUUGGUGUUGUGGAUGACUUCUGUGCGGAGGAUGUCAGUCCCAUCUCUACAGUUUUUGGCUCGCAGGGGGAGGAGGUGUCGUUUAACGAUGAGGUGAUCUUGACAGUGGCUUGUGGUGUGCAUCCUCCGGGUGGACCUGCGCGGCUUCCAGCCCCAGACGAGCGUCGUCCAGGGAACUUGAAGGGUCCUGUACGCAAACGUCACGAACGGCUGAAUGCGACGGCUGACAACGUCACCACCAGCCGGGUCACCCAUAGGAGGUUCCACAGUUUCGACUCACACACAGCCAAAGCAAAACAUACUGCGCAGCACGCCGCACUCUUUUGUGGGCAUCACUGGAAGUAG